CUUCAAGCAACUACUGUCCGUUUAUCUUACAUGAAUAAUUGUUGAUUUGAAGAAGGUAAACCAGCCGCAAAUAACCAUUUAGUUUAAUAAACCAAAAAUAAAAACAUAACUCAUAGAAGGUAGUGUGACACAACAUAUUAUUAUUAUUUUAAAAGGUGGAAGGUUGCUAUGCGGUUUAGAAGAGAUUCGUUUAAUUUAAAUUUGUAAUAUAUUUAAAAAAGCAGGAAGUCACUGGGUAUGCGUAAUAAAUAUUCAAAUUUAAAUAAACCAGAUACUAUGUUUUAUUAGUUAGUGACAGUGAAUGCAAGAUUAUGAUUACAAUUAACUUACAUUAUUAGGAAUGUAUGGAACGAAGAAGAAAAAAACUACAGGCAAAUCGCAGGAAAAAACAAUAUUUAAACUUUGUAUAUGCCAAGUUUUAAUCAUUUUAACCAAACACACAAAGUUAGUAAUUAGAAACAAGCAAAAGUGAAAUAAGUUAUGGUUUUGCAGAGCUUUUGAAUAGCUGUUCAGGAUCAUUAUUAGAUAUAAAUGAAUGUCUCCACAUAGUUUGAAAUGAAUGCUCUACAUAUUAUUGUUUCGUUUUAUACACUAUUUAUUACCUACAGAACUGUAGAGGCUGUAUAUAAUGUAGGAGUUGGUAGAGCGGACUGUACUGGACCUAUAGCAGAUGUAACAUUGAUGGGAUACGGAGACCCAUUUCAACUAGGCUGUGGUCUUCAUUUAAGACAAUUCGCAAGAGCAUUUAUUUUUGAUGAUUCUGUAUCGAGGGUACUAUUCGUUACUGUAGAUGCAGGUAUGGUUAACCACCCAGUAAAACAAGCGGUCAUCGAAAAAUUAGAUGUUAUAUAUCCAGGGGGCAUUUACACUUUAAAAAACACUCUAAUUAGUGGCACUCAUACACACAGUGCUCCAGGUGGUCAAUUUAAAGAUAUAUUAUUAGAUAUAUCAGCAUUUGGAUUUGUAAAGGAGUCUUUUAAUGCAAUAGUUGCUGGAAUAGUUCGAGCAGUUCAAAGGGCUCAUGAUAAUAUUGUAGAAUCAAGAAUAAUAAUUAAUUCAAAGGAGUUAUUAGAAACCAGCAUAAACAGAAGUCCAGCCUCCUAUUUACUGAAUCCUAAAGAAGAGCGAACUCGGUAUAAAUAUAACGUGGAUAAGGAUAUGGUUCAAUUAAAAUUUGUACGAAAGUCUGAUAAUGUUGUAUUUGGAGCACUCAAUUGGUUUGCCGUACAUGGAACAUCUAUGAACAAUACGAACUGUCUUGUGUCAUCAGACAACGUUGGAUAUGCAUCGCUAUUAUUAGAGUUAGACUCAAAUAAAGGUUUUACUGCGGGAAAGGGACCUUUUGUGGGAGCAUUUGCAUCAACAAAUUUAGGUGAUGUAUCCCCGAACACCAAAGGAGCGAUAUGUAUUCUCACAGGGAAGCCAUGUGAUUAUAUACACAGCACUUGUGGUGGAAAUACUAAAUAUUGUAUCGCGUCUGGCCCAGGAAAGGACAUGACAGAAAGUACGGAAAUAAUUGCGACCAAUUUAUUUCAUAAAGGAAAGGAACUGUUAGAAGAUCAAAAUGGAAUUGAAUUAAACGGCGAUAUAAAAUAUAUUCAUAAAUUUGUUUACAUGCCUAAUCAGACAACAACGGUGCAGCUUAAAGAUGGACUUUUGGUCGAGGCAAAAGGAUGUUUACCUGCAUUGGGUUAUAGUUUUGCAGCUGGAACGACUGAUGGGCCUGGAUUAUACCCUUUUAGGCAAGGAACAAAAAACGAUAAUCCGCUAUGGACUUUCCUACGAAAUAAAAUUGCUGCACCUACGCAAGAAGAUAAAGAUUGUCAUUAUCCCAAACCAAUUUUACUAAUGACUGGAAGGAUGAAAUGGCCGUACGAAUGGCAUCCAUCAGUUGUUUCCACUCAAAUUUUUAAAAUCGGUCAACUUAUCCUAGCAGGAGUACCUGGAGAAUUUACAACAAUGGCAGGAAGACGUUUGCGAGAGGCAAUUUACCAAGAGGCUAUUCAAAAUGGAGCAGACAAAGACACUAAGGUUGUAAUUGCGGGUUUAAGCAAUUUUUAUACACAUUAUGUGACUACUCGAGAAGAAUAUCAGCUUCAAAGAUACGAGGGAGCAUCCACAUUGUUUGGACCAAAUACUUUAGCAAUUUAUAUUAAAAUAUUUAGAGAAAUGACAGCAGCAAUUUUAAAGGGGGAAACAGUAAACGACGAAGGAAUGCCAUAUAAGUUUCCAAAAACUCUUUUCUCGUUACUGCCUCCAGUAAUGCUGGACAGUCCUGGAACUGGUGAUUUUGGUGAAUGUAUUGUUCAACCGAAACCCUUAUACCAUAUAGGAGAUACGGUGUCUACUGUUUUUAUAUCUGGUCAUCCAAGAAAUAGUAAUUUGCAAGAAGAUACAUUUCUAACUGUCGAGAAAAAAGAUAAGAAUUCAUGGAAAACUAUAGCAACAGAUGCCAGUUGGGAGACUAAGUUUAUCUGGAAGAGAGCUUCAUUACCAGGAGAGAGUCGUGCUACGGUCAGAUGGGAAAUAAAUAAUAAUGUAGAACCAGGAACAUAUAGAAUUACUCAACAUGGAUAUUAUAAACCAGGAAUGUUUACGACUAUACGACCAUAUUUUGGCAGUUCCGAUAGUUUUAACGUAACAACAUAAAAAAUAACAAAUGUCUUCAAAACAAUGGACAUACAUAAUAUGUAAAUAUAAUAAAACUUACCAA
Molecule: messenger RNA, 2713 nt
Organism: Diabrotica virgifera virgifera (western corn rootworm)
Lineage: Eukaryota; Metazoa; Arthropoda; Insecta; Coleoptera; Chrysomelidae
Product: neutral ceramidase
Exons: 15
Coding region: 556-2649 (697 amino acids)
Biological process (GO): ceramide catabolic process; sphingosine biosynthetic process; long-chain fatty acid biosynthetic process
Cellular component (GO): extracellular region
Molecular function (GO): N-acylsphingosine amidohydrolase activity
Source: RefSeq, a predicted model, not a curated record